Molecule: messenger RNA, 758 nt
Organism: Stereum hirsutum FP-91666 SS1
Lineage: Eukaryota; Fungi; Basidiomycota; Agaricomycetes; Russulales; Stereaceae
Exons: 2
Coding region: 1-684 (227 amino acids)
Source: RefSeq, a predicted model, not a curated record
AUGCAUAGUACGAAUCUACUCACCAACUUUCUCGGCGACUUCUACACAAAUGUUAAACCUUUUGCUGGCGCUAUAGUGCGUUUUUUGUCUCACUUAUUCGCACCUUCACCACUACCACCACCACCGCCACUACCACCACCACUACUACCACACAUCUACCACAUCGCUCGUGAACGAACGUCCGUCUACGAAACACACAUCACAAACACAAACACACUCACGCACACUCGUCGACUUACUCCUUUCUCAAACCACCCAUCAUGGGAAAUCAUCAUUCACGACACAACCAACACGGUCCUGGUGGACCCAUGGGAGGCAUGGGAGGCAUGGGAGGUUUCGGAGGCGGCGGUGGAGGCCACCAGAGCGGUCUCGGCAGCCUCGUUAACAUGGUCGGAGGAAGGCGGCAUCACGGGGGAGGAGGAUUUGGCGGAGGAGGAGGAGGUUAUGGCUACGGCGGUGGUGGUGGAGGAUACGGUGGCGGAGGACCAGGCAUGGGCGGAGGAUUUGGAGGACAUGGAGGACAUGGAGGAGGAUUCGGUGGUCCGGGAGGUGGAUUUGGUGGUCCGGGAGGGCCUGGAGGACAUCAUGGUGGUGGAGGAGGAUUCGACAGACCAGGAGGUGGUGGAUUUGGGGGUCCAGGAGGAGGACCUGGCGGAGGAUGGUAGGCGUGCAUUGUACGCUUGAUUCUCGGGCGCUCAGGUGUGCGUUUUGUUGAUUUGCUCUGGUUAGUUCUUGUCCGUUCUAUCGUACUGUACAUC